UGAUCCAAACACGGAUUUAGGUAUCCCACGCUUCGACAGACGGCUACUGGACGAAGCCGACGCCCAAACUGAGUUGAAACCAGUAGUGACGCGACGUCUCUCUCAGUGUGUCUCAUCUUCCACCGUUUUGUUCCAAACUGGAUGAGUAGAAAUCAGUUGUGACGCCAUCUCUCUCACUCUCUGUGUGCCUCAUCGUCCACCGUUUUGUUCUUCACAAUACAAAUCGACCCACAGAAAAGAGAAAUAAGAGAGAGAUUGUUGGCUAACAAAGCCCCCUAAUUAACUCUGAUUUGGUCGGACUCUAAUUAAUGGCGUCAAAGUUGGGUAUCGCCGGUGGCAUACCAGAGCGUCGAGUUCGACCUAUAUGGGACGCUAUCGACUCUCGUCAGUUCAAAAACGCUCUCAAGCUCUCCGCUUCUCUUCUCUCGAAAUACCCCAACUCUCCCUACGCUCUCGCACUCAAGGGUCACAUUUUGGAAAGGAUGGGUAAAUCUGAUGAAGCAUUGUCUGUUUGCCUAAAUGCCAAAGAGCUAUUGUAUAAUAAUGACUCCAUUGAUGAUCUCACUCUCAGCACGCUGCAGAUUGUAUUCCAACGACUUGAUCAAUUGGACAUGGCUACUAGUUGUUACGAGUAUGCCUGUGGCAAGAUUCCAAACAAUUUGGAAUUAAUGAUGGGCCUUUUCAACUGUUAUGUUCGUGAGUACUCAUUUGUGAAGCAGCAACAGAUAGCUAUUAAAAUGUACAAGAUUGUUGGUGAGGAAAGGUUCUUGCUUUGGGCAGUUUGUAGCAUUCAGUUACAGGUUUUGUGUGGUAAUGGAGGAGAGAAACUGUUGCUUUUAGCUGAAGGCUUGCUUAAGAAGCACAUUGAUUCUCAUAGCUUGCACGAACCAGAAGCUCUUACUGUCUACAUUUCUCUGUUGGAACAACAAUCCAAGUUCGGGAAUGCUUUGGAAAUUCUUUCUGGGAAAUUAGGAUCACUUGUAAUGAUUGAUGUUGACAGAUUACGGAUACAGGGAAGGCUUCUUGCUCGGGCAGGUGAUUAUGCAGCUGCCGCUGAUAUAUUUCAGAAAGUCCUAGAAUUAUGCCCUGAUGAUUGGGAGUGUUUCCUGGAUUACUUAGGCUGUUUGCUGGAGGAUGACAGUAGCUGGUGUAAUGGUGCUAAUAGUGAUCCAAUUUAUCCAUCAAAAUCCGUGGACUGCAAGCUUGCGCACUUGUCAGAUGAAGUGUUUGAUUCUCGUAUAUUAAUUGCGUCAGCUUUUGUACAAAAGUUAUUCGCAGAAGCCAGUACUGACUCUGCAAGAUGUCCAUACUUGGCAAAUCUUGAGAUUGAAAGGAGGAAGUUCUUGUUUGGAAAGGGAGAUGAUGACAAACUAAUCGAGGCUCUAAUACAAUAUUUUUUCAGGUUUGGUCACUUGGCCUGCUUCUCUGCGGAUGUUGAGGUGUUUCUUCUAAUCUUAACUCGUGAUAAGAAGUUACAAUUUUUGGAGAAGUUAAUGGAAAUCCGUGAUUCCCCUGCAACAACGGCAGCAAAAGCACUGGAGAAGUCAUUGACCCUUUUUAAAAUUCAAGAACUGGUUGGAAACUUCUUCACUCUUCCAGCGAGUGACCUUGAGGGUCUUGCUGUACAAAUGGCGGAGAUGUACUGUCAGAACCUUCCUCUUUCAAAGGAUUUGGAUGUACAAGAGAGCAUGCAUGGUGAAGAUCUUUUGUCUAUGGUGUCCAACAUUUUGGUUCAGUUAUUCUGGCGUACUAAGCAUCUUGGCUAUUUGGUGGAGUCAAUUAUGGUUCUGGAGUUCGGUUUGGCUAUACGAAGAUAUGUUUGGCAGUACAAGGUCUUAUUGUUGCAUUUGUAUUCUCACUUGGGCGCCCUUUCAUUAGCAUAUCAAUGGUAUAAGUCUUUGGAUGUGAAGAACAUUUUGCUGGAAACUGUUUCGCACCAUAUUUUACCCCAGAUGUUGGCAUCUCCCCUUUGGGUAGAUUUAGGUGAUCUUUUGAGGGAUUAUCUGAGAUUCAUGGAUGACCACUUCAGAGAAUCUGCAGAUCUUACAUUUCUUGCAUAUCGCCAUCGAAAUUACUCAAAAGUAAUUGAAUUUGUUCAAUUUAAAGAACGAUUACAACACUCUGGACAAUAUUUGAUGGCAAAGAUUGAAGCACCCAUUCUACAACUAAAGCAGAAUGCAGAUAACAUUAAAGACGAAGAGUCUGUCCUUAAAAGCUUGAAGUGUGGAGUUCACUCUUUAGAGCUCUCAAGUGAGACUGGAUGCAGAUUUUUGUCCUUCAAUGAGGAUUUGCAAAUACGGCCUUGGUGGACGCCAACAUAUGACAAAAAUUAUCUUCUAGGACCAUUUGAAGGAGUAUCUUACUGUCCUAAAGAAAAUUUGCAACAUCACAUUAAACGAACUAAAGCAAAUGUGCCAAAAGCUAUUGAGAAGAGAUCCCUUCUUCCUCGGAUGAUAUAUCUGUCUAUCCAGUGUGCUUCGUCAUCCCUCAAAGAAAAUAUGGCAACCAAUGGUUCCAUGUUUGACCCUAAAGUCUCCUUGGAGCUAAAAAUUCUACUGGAACGCUAUGCAAAAUUAUUGGGAUUUCCUUUCCAGGAUGCAAUAGAAGUGCUUUCUGCAAUUUCAAGUGGCAGGAACUCUUCAGAGGCUUUGAGCUCGGACCUGAUUGAUUGGAUGAACUUUGCCGUGUUUUUGAAUGCGUGGAACAUCAAUUCAAAUGAGCUCGGACCAGAUAAAGAUGCAUGUAGACCUGUUUCUUUGCACAUUGUGAAUUCUUUGCUCGAGAAGUGUAUCCUAGAGAAGCUUAGAUCAAUGGGACCGUUAAUUUCAUCACCUGGCAGUGAUCUUCCUUUAUUAGUGCAAUUGGUUACUGAACCUUUGGCAUGGCAUAGUCUUGUAAUCCAGUCUCGUGUCCGAUCAGCCCUUCCGUCUGGAAAGAAAAAGAAGAAAGGUGGGCCUGCAGAGCCGACAAACUCCCAACUGUCUCAAGAAAUCAGGGAUUCAAUCCAGUCUCUAUGUGCUGUGAUAGAGGAGGUUGCGAAUUGGUUAAGAGAACAAAUUAAGAGUCCCCUCGAUGGAAAUGUGGAAAUCAUACUUUCCUCCCUUGGGUUGAAAGAACAGAAUGAAGGGCCCGGGAAGGUUUUCCAAAUUCUACAAACUUCAAUCUCGUCCAUGAAUGAUGUAGAACUCGGUGAUCGGAUCUCCCAAGCGUUGAAGUCUUGGAGUCAUGUUGACAUUGCUAGAAAGAUAGUAACCGGGCAGUCUACUGUACUGUCAGAGUUUCUCCAGAUCUGUGAAUUAAAAGUUAAAUCAUUACAGGCGCUGAAAUUGCAUGCAUAGCAAGUUUGAAAGUGAUCAUUGAUAGUUACACAAAUUCAUGCCUUGUUUGUGUUUUUUUUAUUCUUUAUCACGUUUCCUGGGACGAUCUCGUGUCUGAUGGUUGCCUAGAAUGGUGUAUGGUCGAGUGUUUGCACUUUCUGUAACGGUUAUUAUUUUAAAAAUUUUUAAUUUUCUUUUAGAAUUAGAUUUUUUGUUCAAAGGUGUACACUAAAUAAAUAUGGGUUUUCUUCUCUGAGUGUUGACACUUGCACAACUGUCUUGUAAUAUUAAUUUUUUAGCCAUAGAUUUUGGCGAAUGUAUUAUUCAAUUUUUCA
Camellia sinensis is the source of this 3652-nucleotide messenger RNA. RefSeq names its product N-terminal acetyltransferase B complex auxiliary subunit NAA25. The record is from RefSeq and is a predicted model, not a curated record. Gene Ontology annotation, biological process: N-terminal peptidyl-methionine acetylation. NCBI's taxonomy places the organism in Eukaryota, Viridiplantae, Streptophyta, Magnoliopsida, Ericales, Theaceae. Gene Ontology annotation, molecular function: protein binding. Gene Ontology annotation, cellular component: cytoplasm; NatB complex.